UUUUACAGCCUUAGUUUGACAUCUGCGCCUGCGCAGUGUAGUGACCGCGCAGUUCCUUUUGCUCCAGACGACGUUUGAAAGCUGGCAAGGCGAGCACGUCUGAACGGUUUGGAGUGUCUCCCAUCCCAUCCUGACUGAAAUAUACUGGAACGCUACGAGCAUGGAACUGAAUGAUGCUAACCUACAAACCCUCACCGAGUUCCUCAGGAAAACACUGGACCCAGACCCAACAGUCAGACGGCCAGCUGAAAAGUUUCUGGAGUCUGUUGAGGGAAACCAGAACUACCCCUUAUUACUGCUCACUUUGCUUGAGAAGUCCCAAGACAACGUGAUCCGGGUCUGUGCUGCCGUCACCUUCAAGAACUACAUCAAAAGGAACUGGCGUGUUAUUGAAGAUGAACCAAACAAAGUCUCUGAUCCCGACCGGACAGCGAUCAAAGCAAACAUAGUAAAUCUGAUGUUAAGCAGCCCGGAGCAGAUUCAAAAACAGUUGAGUGAUGCCAUCAGUAUCAUAGGAAGGGAAGAUUUCCCUCAAAAAUGGCCUGACCUGCUUACAGAGAUGGUGACCCGCUUCAGAAGUGGAGACUUCCACAUCAUCAACGGAGUGCUUCGCACCGCACAUUCCCUCUUCAAGAGGUAUCGCCAUGAGUUCAAGUCAAAUGAGCUUUGGUCAGAGAUCAAACUAGUACUGGACACAUUUGCCCUCCCUCUGACAGAGCUGUUCAAGGCCACUAUUGAGUUGUGUCAGACUCAUGCUACAGAUGUCAAUGCCUUGAAGGUCCUCUUCUCUUCCCUCACUCUCAUCUCCAAGCUCUUCUACAGUCUUAACUUCCAGGACCUUCCAGAGUUUUUUGAAGAUAACAUGGAAACCUGGAUGACCAAUUUCCACGGCCUCCUUACUUUGGAUAACAAGCUUUUACAGACAGACGACGAAGAGGAAGCAGGUCUCCUAGAGCUGCUCAAGUCUCAGAUAUGUGACAAUGCAGCUCUUUACGCUCAGAAGUACGAUGAAGAAUUCCAGCCAUAUCUGCCGCGCUUCGUCACUGCAAUCUGGAACCUUUUAGUUUCUACUGGCCAGGAAGUGAAAUACGACUUGCUCGUAAGCAAUGCAAUCCAGUUCUUGGCGUCGGUCUGUGAAAGGCCACACUAUAAGCAUCUAUUUGAGGACCAGAAUACACUCACCAGCAUUUGUGAGAAGGUCAUUGUGCCCAACAUGGAGUUCAGAAGUGCAGAUGAGGAGGCCUUUGAGGAUAACUCUGAAGAAUACAUUCGAAGGGACCUUGAAGGAUCUGACAUCGACACUCGUCGUAGGGCGGCGUGUGACUUGGUGAGAGGCCUCUGUAAGUUUUUCGAGGGUCCCGUCACAGCAAUCUUCUCCGGCUACGUGAACUCGAUGCUCGGGGAGUAUGCCAAAAAUCCCGGGGAGAACUGGAAACACAAGGACGCUGCCAUCUAUUUGGUCACAUCACUGGCGUCUAAAGCGCAGACGCAGAAGCAUGGCAUAACACAAGCCAAUGAGUUGGUGAAUCUCAAUGAAUUCUUUGUGAACCACAUUCUCUCAGACUUAAAAUCUCCCAAUGUAAACGAGUUCCCAGUGCUGAAGGCAGAUGCCAUCAAGUAUGUCAUGAUCUUCAGAAGCCAGCUUCCUAAGGAGCAGCUGCUGCAGGCAGUUCCUCUACUGAUCAGUCACCUGCAGGCAGAGAGCACAGUUGAGCACACUUAUGCGGCCCAUGCCUUAGAGAGGCUGUUCACGAUGAGAGGCCCCAACAACACCACACUUAUCACUGCUGCAGAGAUGGCACCUUUUACUGAACAGCUGCUCAACAAUUUGUUCAAGUCGCUUGCUCUUCCUGGUUCUGCAGAAAAUGAAUACAUCAUGAAAGCCAUCAUGCGCAGCUUCUCCCUGCUGCAGGAGGCCAUUGUUCCCUACAUUCCCACUCUGAUUGGUCAGCUCACACACAAGCUCCUCUUAGUCAGCAAGAAUCCCAGCAAGCCUCACUUCAACCACUACUUGUUCGAGUCCCUGUGCCUGUCGGUCCGCAUCACCUGCAAGGCCAACCCCGCCACUGUCAGCAGCUUCGAGGAAGCGCUCUUCCCCGUCUUCACCGAGAUCCUUCAGAACGAUGUCCAGGAGUUUCUUCCAUACGUGUUCCAGGUGAUGUCUCUCCUCCUAGAAAUCCACUCCAACUCGAUACCCUCCUCCUACAUGGCUUUAUUCCCUCACCUGCUGCAGCCUGCACUAUGGGAACGUACAGGAAACAUACCCCCUCUGGUGCGCCUGCUUCAGGCUUACCUAGAGAAGGGAGGUGCCACUAUUGCCGCCUCUGCUGCAGAUAAAAUACCUGGCUUGCUUGGAGUUUUCCAAAAGCUUAUUGCCUCCAAAGCCAACGACCACCAAGGUUUUUACCUUCUCAACAGCAUCAUUGAGCACAUGCCCCCUGAAUCGAUCACCCAGUACAGGAAACAGAUUUUCAUUUUGCUCUUCCAGAGGCUACAGAGCUCCAAAACUACCAAGUUCAUCAAGAGUUUCUUGGUGUUUGUGAACUUGUAUAGUGUCAAAUAUGGAGCUAUUGCACUGCAGGAGAUUUUUGACAGCAUCCAGCCAAAAAUGUUUGGUAUGGUGUUGGAGAAAAUAAUUAUUCCAGAGGUUCAGAAGGUGUCGGGACCAGUUGAAAAGAAGAUCUGCGCUGUUGGCAUCACGAAGGUCCUCACUGAAUGUCCUGCGAUGAUGGACACAGAGUACACUAAACUCUGGACCCCUCUGCUCCAGGCGCUCAUUGGUCUCUUUGAGUUGCCGGAAGACGACAGCAUCCCCGACGACGAGCACUUCAUCGACAUUGAAGACACACCGGGUUAUCAGACGGCGUUCUCACAGCUGGCCUUUGCAGGGAAGAAGGAGCACGACCCGAUUGGAGACGCUGUCGGCAAUCCAAAGAUCCUGCUAGCUCAGUCACUUCACAAGCUUUCUACUGCCUGUCCGGGACGGGUUCCCUCGAUGCUGAGCACCAGCCUGAACGCAGAAGCCCUCCAGUACCUGCAGGGGUACUUACAAGCAGCCACUGUGCAGUUGGUGUGAAACUGAUGUGAUGGUGUUCACUUAAUAAGGAGACCAGAAUACACUGCAGGAGUAGCCAGAGUGACCUCGGGUCACACGACAGACCUGCUUCAGCUGAACUUUAGUCCUUACAGAUUUGGUUUGCCUUGACAGUUCUUGUUGGAUUUACCAGAGAAGAAUCAUUUUGCCUGAAUUUGGGGUGAUGAUGCAAAUUUUUUUUAAGGGUUUUUAAAGACACGACCAAAAGUUGACUUACCUGAAGUACUGCUUGGUGUUCGGGCCCGUUGUUUGCUGUGUGGCAAAGCUAACAAGGAUUUGGAUGUCGAGCUCAGAUACAAUUGUCGGUUUAUUUCAGUUACAGCAGUAUCAGCAGACGUAUAUUUCAACAGUAUUUUGGAACGCUGAACAUCAGAAUUUAUAUGGGAGGGACUUCUUUAGCGCUUCUUUUGUUUGUUUGAAUUCCUUUUUUGGAGACUGUAGACUGUGGCUCAAUCAUAAUGCUUAAUAUUUUUUUCUGUUGCAUGUUUUUCCUGUAGAUUUGUCCAUGUCUCGUCUUUGUUUCUGCACUGUUUGUUAAUGUGAAUAAAAGAAGCACUUGUAUA
Messenger RNA from Acanthopagrus latus (yellowfin seabream), 3657 nucleotides. RefSeq names its product CSE1 chromosome segregation 1-like (yeast) (gene cse1l). Lineage: Eukaryota; Metazoa; Chordata; Actinopteri; Spariformes; Sparidae. Gene Ontology annotation, cellular component: nuclear envelope; cytosol. The coding region runs from base 161 to 3076 and encodes 971 amino acids. Gene Ontology annotation, biological process: protein import into nucleus; protein export from nucleus. The transcript is spliced from 25 exons. Gene Ontology annotation, molecular function: nuclear export signal receptor activity; small GTPase binding. The record is from RefSeq and is a predicted model, not a curated record.